CGAAACAAAAAAAUUAAACGUCACUUAAACUUAUUAACACAUGAUUAGCUUUACGUAAGCCAAGAUGUUUAAGAGAACGAGAACCCGAGUGUCAGUAAGGACUUCUUCCAGCGGGAGAGUUCAGUACUCGAAGACUAUAGUCAAAGAGAAAGAUCUCGAGGAAAUAGAGAGAGACAAAGCGGAAUACACGACCGAAGAUCAUAUAAUAGAAUUGAAGGUUUUGUUGGAAAAACUCAGAACCAAUCGUAAAACUGGUUUGACGAUUGAUGAAGCCGAUGAUCGCCUCAAAAAAUACGGCCCUAAUUGUUUAGUGCCUAACGCUGCAAUAUCAAAAUGGUCUGUACUUUUCCAUAACUUCUUUGGGGGUUUCUCAUCUUUACUAUGGAUGGGAUCUAUUAUGUGUUUUAUUGGAUACGCUGUCGCCCGUACGUCCGAUCCUAGUGUGGCCGAGGAUAAACUGUAUAUGGGCAUUCUUCUUCUGAUUGUUGUGAUUGUAACGGGUGGUUACGGAUUCAUCCAGGAGGUUCAGAGUAUAAAGGUUAUUGAAGGAUUUGCCAAUAUCGUACCGAAGCAAGCGACUGUCAUUAGAGAAGGGAAUGAAAUCACUCUUCCGGCUGAAGAAUUGGUUGUGGGCGAUAUCGUUAAAUUUAGUAUGGGAAACGUUGUGCCGGCAGAUGUUCGCAUACUUGAGGUUCAGGAUCUUGCCGUUGAAAAUAGUGCACUAACUGGUGAAUCGAAGCCAGUCGGAAAGUCGCCCGAUUUGACCGAUAUAAAUCCAAUGGAAACAGAGAAUCUCGCGUUCUUCGGAACAUUUGUGGUACAGGGAACUGGCAAAGGGGUAGUUAUAGCCACCGGAGACAAAACAGCGAUGGGAAGGAUCGCUUCAUUAACAACUGGAAUUGAAACCCAAGAAACAGAGAUCAAAAAAGAUCUAAAGAGAUUUGUACAUGCCAUUACCAUCAUAGCUUUUGCUAUCGGUAUAAUCUUUUUUGUGGCUUCACUUGCAAUAGGCUACAACAUAUUUCAAGCCCUACUGUACUUUAUAGGCAUUGUGAUUGCCAACAUUCCAGAAUCUCUUCUUAUCACCAUGACCGCCUGUUUAUCCCUUACGGCAAAACGAAUGAAAACGAAAAACUGUGCAAUAAAAAAUCUACAAGCCAUAGAGACUCUAGGCUCCACGUCUGUCAUAUGUUCCGACAAAACUGGCACGUUAACUCAAAAUAGGAUGAUGGUUAGUCAUGUUUUUUUUGAUACAAUCAUCCACGGUGUCUUGAACAAUCAGGCUUAUCUCAACAAGAAAAGUGAAGGGCUCGCGGCCCUUUGUAGAGUAGCUACUCUGUGCAGUCGCGCGGAAUUUAAACCUGGACAAGAGAAUGUCCCAAUUGAUAAAAGGGAGGCUAAUGGGGACGCUACUGAAAUAGCGGUUCUCAAGUUUGUGGAGAAGAUAACCGGAAAGACCGUACAAAUGAAACUAGACAAGCCAAAGGUUUUCGAAAUUCCCUUCAACUCAUCCAUUAAAUACCAAGUCUCUGUUCAUUUGAAGAAAGAUAAUCAAUUUCUUUUGGUACUAAAAGGUGCCCCCGAACGAAUACUGAACUUUUGUUCGACUUACUAUGACGGUAGUGCAGAAGUUGCCAUGACGGCAACCAUAAAAAAGAGCCUUGAGGCCUCUGUUCGAAACCUGGGGGAAAUGGGCGAGCGAGUUCUUGGUUUCUGUGAUUCUCAGCUACCUUCUCAACAAUAUCCACCGAAUUUCGAAUUUACAAGUAAAAACAUUCCGAUAAACAACUUGAGAUUUGUUGGGUUAAUGUCUUUCCUUGACCCGCCACGGCCCAACGUACCUGAUGCCGUUGCCAGAUGUAAAUCUGCGGGAAUUAGAGUAAUUAUGGUCACUGGUGAUCAUCCUGUAACGGCGGCCGCGGUUGCCAAGAACGUCGGGAUAUUAACCGAUGGCAACAGUCCCAAUUUCCUCACAUCGACCGAUGAUUUGACUGCUGUACUACAGAACGACGUGGAGAGCGACAUACCGUCUCAUAUAAUUGUAACGGGGAACGACCUACGGCAACUGAACGCCGAAGAACUGAUGGUAUUAGUGAACUCGUAUCAGGAGAUAGUAUUCGCCCGGACCAGUCCGCAACAGAAACUUCGAAUUGUCGAAGCGUUUCAACAGAACGGAUACAUCGUUGCAGUAACGGGGGACGGGGUUAACGAUGCACCUGCGCUGAAAAAAGCCAACAUUGGCAUAGCAAUGGGAAUAACUGGAACCGAUGUGGCAAAAGAAGCAGCUGAUAUGAUCCUGAUGGACGACAACUUUGCUUCGAUAGUUAUCGGAAUCGAAGAAGGUCGACUGAUCUUUGAUAAUUUGAAAAAGAGCAUCGCAUUCCUGUUGACUUCGAACGUUCCUGAAUGCGUGCCCUUCGUUCUGUUCGUAUGUUGCGGAAUCCCGCAGGCUCUAAGCAUCAUAGCGAUCAUUGCAAUCGAUAUUGGAACGGAUCUGUGGCCUUCUAUUGCUUUGGCUUAUGAAAAAGCUGAAGCUGAUAUUAUGCUUAGAAAGCCAAGAAAUUACAAAGAGGAUAAAUUAGUCACCUGGAGGCUCAUUGUGUAUGCUUAUUUUCAAAUCGGACUGAUACAGACUUUUGCCACUAUGAGCUGCUUUUUUAUCAUGAUGUCUAUGCAUGGAUGGCAUAUUCGCAGUCUUAUGGGAAUCAGAGAUGUGUGGGACAACAAGGUACUGAACGAUGUGAAGGACUCAUACGGAAUAGAGUGGACAUAUGAGGAAAGAAUGACCCUUCAAAGGAGAGGCUUUGCUGUCUCGUAUCUGACAAUGGUAGUCACGCAAAUCGCCGAUCUGAUAGUAUGCAAAACAAGAAGGCUUUCUAUCUUCCAGCAGGGAAUGUCCAAUUGGUGCCUAAACUUGAGUAUCUUUUUCGUAUUAGCAACGGCAGGCCUCUUCGUUUAUACUCCUGCCAUGAAGCAUGUUCUCCAGUUCGAAUUCGUCAGUUGGUAUUUUGUUAUGCCGUCUAUCCCGUUUGGUAUAUUGAUUAUAAUAUUCGACGAAGUGAGGAAGAAAUUAAUUAGGGCCAAACCAGGCGGGUGGGCCGAUAGAGAACUGUACUAUUAA
Messenger RNA from Agrilus planipennis (emerald ash borer), 3121 nucleotides. Its product is annotated as sodium/potassium-transporting ATPase subunit alpha-like. Gene Ontology annotation, molecular function: ATP hydrolysis activity; P-type sodium:potassium-exchanging transporter activity; ATP binding. The record is from RefSeq and is a predicted model, not a curated record. The coding region runs from base 65 to 3121 and encodes 1018 amino acids. Gene Ontology annotation, cellular component: membrane. The transcript has 10 exons. NCBI's taxonomy places the organism in Eukaryota, Metazoa, Arthropoda, Insecta, Coleoptera, Buprestidae. Gene Ontology annotation, biological process: sodium ion export across plasma membrane; intracellular potassium ion homeostasis; intracellular sodium ion homeostasis.